Scheffersomyces coipomensis is the source of this 1061-nucleotide messenger RNA. It is a transcript of the gene NUO1, whose product is annotated as Nuo1p. Bases 174 to 791 code for a protein of 205 amino acids. The transcript has a single exon. The record is from RefSeq and is a predicted model, not a curated record. NCBI's taxonomy places the organism in Eukaryota, Fungi, Ascomycota, Pichiomycetes, Serinales, Debaryomycetaceae.
UUCCAAUUUACACGACCUUUUUCUUUAAGUUCAGUCUUUUCCAAUCAAAGUGAGAGAAUUGUUAAUGAGACAGAGAAAACAGAAGUGAAAGAUUUUAGAACGAUAGUUAACUAGACAUAUCAUAUCAUAUAUCAUAUAGUGUAUCAAUCGUACUACUUUCCUAUUCAUAUACCAUGUCAUAUACUGCUAGUACACAACCAGUCAGAUCAGACCCACCACAGUCUGAUUAUGAACUAAUUGAUGUUGAUCCUCAUUUCAAUAGAGUAGUGGGAUACUUUAGAAGUUCAGAUUAUCUUGCUUGGGGAGCUUCAACUGCUGCUUUCCCAUUGGCUUUACAAGCUUGGGAAAGAUUGGAACCAGCCCAAGGUGCAUUCAAAGCUCCUGGUAAAGUUCCAGGUGGGGCUUUAAGAACUGCCACUUUAUUAGGUUUUCUUGGUGGAUUUUAUUUAGCUUAUGUUAGAUCAUCAAAAAGAUUCUUAGGUUGGACUGAAAAUGAAAGAGAAGUUAAAAAGGAUAGAUAUGAAAUAAAGAAAUUAUUAUCUCAAGAAAAAUUACCUUAUCAUGAAAAUGAAUCAGUAUUGGAUGAUAGAUUAAAAGAUAUUGCCAAUAGAAAUUCUCAAUUUUCUUUUACUGCUUUUGCUGUGUUACCAUGGUUUAAUUUAGUUCAUCAUCCUUAUCAUGGAGUUAAUGUUCAAAAAUAUUAUGUUGAUAGACCAGGUGAAGAAGCAUGGGGAUUUAAAUUGAAACCAUAUGAUGAAAUUAAAGCUAAAUAUACUAAAGUUAUUGAAUAAAUUAAUUAAUUCAUAAACAUCCAUACCAAAUUAAAAAAAAAAAGAAAAGUGGUUUAAUCCAAUCCCACUAUCAGAUAUCAUUCACAUACCUCACCUAGAGCUACUUUAUGUAAUAUAAUCAUUCACAUCGCAAUCUCAUCCAUUGUACCAACAACCUACCGCCAACCCACCUUUAUUUCAUUCACUGAUACACUUAUAUUUAUUUAAAUUUUGUUAUUUUAAAAGUAUUUAACACUAUUUAAAAUACAUUAGUAACGAUAUUCUUAGUAA